UGGGCACACGCAUUUAGCCCUCAUCAUCUAACGCGUCAUUGUCCACAGUAUUGCUAUUGUAAUACAAUAACUAACAUACCGGGAUUCUAAGAAACCAAGAGAGGAAGCAGAAUCAAAUAUGGAUUAUGUUUUUGACAGCUGCGGAGGUUUUUGAAAGCUUCGGCUGAACAGGACGUGGUUUGUGUGCUGGUCAAUUCCUUGAAUACUUGUCCAGAUGAACUUGCGUAAAGCUUUUCAAAAACUCUCGCUUGACAUCAUUCCAUUUGGGAAGUUGGGGGAGGAGGAAUGAAUUCGUGGACCUAAAAAAGCCCCUCUCAGGAGGGAUUUGAAGCAUGUGUACUGAAGCAGGUAUCAUUAAUGUUUUUUCAUACAGUAUAUGGAAAAGAAACGCACUAUUUACUUUAGUUUGUGCGCGCUUUACAUAGUGCUUGCAGCUUGAAUGGAAAUUAUAAUACUAAAAUGUUUUGGGUAGCUGUUGAUUGGACCGGACACUGACUGGGGCUGACUGAUAAUUGUCCACGAGGAAAUGUUUUUGGAAAAGGAGAUCAAUACAAGUUUGCUACCGCUCGCAAGGAGAUAUGUCAGGCUCCGUUCCCUUGCUCACUGCAGCACAGGGAAAGACAAAACGUGGCUACGAAAACUUCGGAUGUUACAGAUGGACUUCAGAUCUCAUUGUCCUCAGACACAAACGGAAAAUAUCAAUAUGGGAAUGUAUUGAUGGAAACGCUACAAAAUAUACAUUUAUUCACACCUAUUUUCUGGAGUAGCCUAACCUACCCGUUACAGCAGUUCGGACUGGACAUAUGCGUUUUGCACUCAGUCAUUUCUAUACCAAGGGGACAAUUGCACAUCUUUGAUAUUCAAACGUAAGUCCAAAUCAGCGGAAAUGUAUUCGUUUUCCAUUGAUGCAGCACUCCGAGAGAUAGUGUAACAUAAAACAAGUCUUAACACUGAUUGACUAGUAAAUUAUUGGACUAAAACAGUGUAUUUGACUGGCAUAGAUAGAGCUCUAUAUACAUUGUAAUAUUCUAUACGUGAACUAUAAGUUUAUUUCACUAGAUUAUUUUCAACCUCAUUAUGUCAGUUGGUGGACUUUAUUAACAGGAAAAUAUUUAUAACAUGAAACAAUCCAUGAAAGAAGAAAAAAUAAGUAAACAGUUGAUUUCAAUUAAAACAAACAUCCACAAUAAUCUGUUAAAGAACUAAAUUUGAGCAUCGAAUUACGAAAAUAGGCGCUACAUAGUUGGGAUAAUCAACUUUUCCGUCUUGCAUGGAAUGCCACAGGGCGAUACCAAGUGACUGCUUGUAACGCAUUUUCUAAAGAGGAGGAAAUGAGACAGAACAAGUAAAAUACAUUUUAAAAUGAUCUUGACAAUGGCUGUGAAAUGCUUGGGCCACUCAUUGGUAUUGCUGUCAUUCUUGGCAGUGGGAACAGUUUUUUCUGGCGUCUUUAAUACUUCAGAAACGUAUGCUUUCAAUGAUAGGUUGGAGCAUCUCAAACUCUCUGAGGAUAGUGUUUUGCAGCAUUGGAAGCAUCUGUCAGCCAGCAUUCAUCCCAGCUUGUUCUUCAACCAAGUUGACAUACAGCUACUGAGGCAAAGAUCCACUACGACCCACAGCCACAUUUUCAAAGUAAUCCGCACUGCUGUCACUACCAUGAUGUCCAAUGCCCCCCUGUAUCUCCCUCCAGUGAAACAUGAGGAGUUUACCAGCAAAUGGAAUGAGAUCUAUGGGAAUAACCUGCCCCCACUUGCUCUUUAUUGUCUUGUGUGUCCAGAGGACACACCUGUCUUACAGUUUUUAGUGAAGUUCAUGGACAGGAUGGCAGACUACCCAGACUGGAUGGUAACAAGUGCCCCUAACGAUGAAGUCCCUAUGGCACAUUCCCUUACUGGAUUUGCCACAGCCUAUGACUUCAUUUAUUCUUCACUGGAUGACCAGCGACGAGAGAAGUACCUAAAAAAAAUACGGUCUGUAACACAGGAGCUGUACGAGCUGUCCAAGCACAGGAGCUGGGGGAAACAGUUUUUGCAGAACCAUCAAACCACAAAUGUUUUAGCCAUUCUGAUUGGUGCCAUUGUGGUCGGAAUGCACUCUGAUCUGGAAAGCAUGAUAUGGAAACAGGUGUCUGUGAACUACAUGGAGAAGACCAUGUUCCUACUGAAUCACAUAGUGGACGGGUCUCUGGAUGAGGGCGUAGCCUACGGAAGUUACACGGCUAAGUCCAUUAUGCAGUAUGUGUUCCUAGCACAGCACCACUUCAAAAUUGACAACACGCAGAACAACUGGCUCAGGGCACACUUCUGGUUCUACUAUGCCACCCUGCUGCCUGGCUUUCAGAGGACAGUGGGCAUCGCAGACUCAAAUUACAACUGGUUCUAUGGGCCAGAGAGCCAGCUGGUGUUCUUGGAUGCCUUUGUUCUGCAGAAUGGCACAGGGAACUGGCUUGCACAGCAGAUCAGAAAGCAUCGACCUAAAGACGGCCCCAUGGCUCAGUCCGCUGCCCAGCGCUGGUCUACUUUGCAUACAGAGUACAUCUGGUACGAUUCCCACCUCACGCCACAGCCCCCUCCUGGAUUUGGCAAAGCAAGAAUGCAUAUCUUCUCCAACUGGGGCGUAGUAACAUAUGGGGCUGGCCUGCCUAACAGCCAAGGAAACACAUUUGUCUCCUUCAAAUCUGGGAAGUUAGGUGGACGUGCAGUGUUCGAUAUUGUUCAUGAUAAGCCUUAUUCCUGGGUUGAUGGAUGGAAGAAUUUCAACCCAGGGCAUGAGCACCCGGACCAGAACUCCUUCACUUUUGCUCCAAAUGGACAGGUGUUUGUAUCUGAGGCAUUGUAUGGGCCCAAAUACAGCUACCUAAAUAAUGUACUGGUGUUUAGCCCUUCCCCCACAAGCCAGUGCAACAACCCAUGGGAGGGACAACUGGGAGAGUGUGCUAAGUGGCUGCGUUGGACAGAUAAGGAGGUUGGAGAUACAGCCGGUGAGGUCAUUGCUGCCUCCUCACACAGAGACUUGAUGUUUGUGAGUGGAGAGUCAGUGGCUGCAUACUCUUCUGCUAUGAAGCUAAAAAGUGUGUACCGUGCCCUAGUGCUGCUCAACAGCCAAACUUUACUAGUGGUGGAUCAUGUGGAGAAACAGGAGAAUUCACCAGUGGAUAGUCUUAGUGCAUUCUUCCACAACCUUGAUAUUGAUUUCAAAUAUGUUCCCUUCAAGUUAUUGGACAAGUAUAAUGGAGCUAUGAUGGAUGUGUGGGAUGCCCAUUACAAAAUGUUUUGGUUUGACAAUCAAGGUGACAGCCCAAUUGCUAGGAUACAGGAGGCAGAGCAAGUGGCAGAGUUUAAGAAAAGGUGGACACAGUUUAUCAAUGUCACUUUUCCUAUGAGGAAUACAAUCAGCAGAACAGUCUAUGUGAUGCACGGGCCUUAUGUAAAAGUUUCUAAUUGUAGGUUUGUGGACAACAGCAAAAAUGGACUGAAGCUGUCAGUGUUCAUUGACAACACUGAAAAGAUUGUUUCCAUCGCUACAAAUUACAAAGAUUUAGGUGCUCGAUUAAGCUACCUAGGUUUUGGAGGAUAUGCAAAGGUAGAGGACAAGAAUCAAGUUACCCGCUUUGGUCUGGGAACGCAAAUUACUCCUAAACAAAAUGUGUCAGAAAACACAUUAUUUGAUUUGGGAUUUACAGUUAAUGUGAUAGCUGGGGUGAUUCUUUGUGUUGCCAUUGGAUUUCUGACAUUGCGGCGAAGGUUCUACAUUUGCUUCAAUAAACUGAUGCGGUGUGCUCUCCUCUCUGUACUCCUGCUUUGGAUAAUUGAACUAUUGUUUGUAUCCAAUAGCUGCAAUCAACUAAUCUGUGGUGUGAAAUGGAAAGGUGCCACUACAGAACUGGAGGGCACCACACAGUUGAAACAUUAUGAUCAGCAUGCUUUCACCUUACCAACAGUCGUCAUCACAACCCUGCCUGGCUCUGGAUCAGAAAUCCUGAAACACCUCUUUUACAACAGCUCUGACUUUGUUUACAUUCGAGUACCCACCGAACACUUGGACAUCCCGGAGAUAGAGUUUGAGUUUGACUCGGUGGUGGAUGCAUGUGUGUGGACAAAAUCAGAUGCUCAGGAAGGACGCUUCAAAGUAAUCCAAGGCUGGUUCCAUUCCCUGGUCUACAACACCAAGCUGCACCUGCAGAACAUCCAGCUGCCGGAAUCCAGCAGGAUUAAGCUGAACCAGAGAACUGGUACUACCAAGGACAAGUGGAAGCGGAUGAGGAGGAAGGAGCCCCUAGCUGAGUCGAAAGGCAGAGGAAAAGGAGGUUUAGACAGGGAUGCGGAGUACAUUAGAGAAUUACGGCAACAUGUAGGGCAGUACCAAAGUGCCCGUGUAGUCUUGAACUUGAGGAGUGGCAGUUGGGCCUUGAAGGUCCCUUUUAUUCGAGAGGUGAUUGGCCCCUCCCUGCGGGCAAUAUUUGUAGUCAGGGAUCCACGUGCGUGGAUCUAUGUAAUGCUGUACAAUAGCAAACCCAGCCUCUAUUCCCUGAAGAAUAUUCCACAGCACCUUGCUCUGAUUUUCAAAGAGGACAGUAGCAGAGAGCAGUGCUCUGGUUUCACGCCUGAGUUCCGGGUCUUGCGGAGGCUCCUGUCUCGCUCAGAAACAAACCCUGUCCUGUUACUGGCUCACUUGUGGCUGGCACACACAGCCACAGCACUCAGGGUCAAUGCCGACUUGCCCAUGGAAUCUUACUUGAAAGUGAGAUUUGAAGACAUUGUGCACUUCCCCCAGGAGACUGCAGAAACGAUACACACGUUCCUUGGAAUUCCAACCUCACCAUCGGCAGUCCACCAAAUCAUGUUUACCACUUCUACAAACUUGUAUAACCUGAUGUACGAGGGUGAUAUCUCACCAGAUAACAUCAACAUAUGGAGGCAGAACAUGCCUCGCAAGGACAUCAGGCUAAUUGAGGACACAUGUUGGUUUGUGAUGAAGAGGCUAGGGUAUUCAAGGUUUACAAACUGAUUGCUGCUGGUCAGCUGCCGUAAUGUUGUCUGUUUUGUUUGGUUUGUUUUUGUCUUUUGCACUAAAGGAAAAAGUUUAAAAAUGGUUAAAGGGAGUAUAACCAAAAUCCAAAAACAUGUGUUGUGACAUUGAAAUUCAUGUUAACUUGACAAUGUUGCUUUAUUUUGUUCUCUCUGCAAUAUGUAGUUUGUCCUGAUUAAACUGGUACUCUAUGUUGGUUAGAAGGGAAUAUUUUAUAUUAAAAUAUGUUAAGUGAUUUGGGAAUUAAGUAAUACUUGAGUGACAUUUUCCUUCUGUUUCAUUAACAAAAUCUCUGCACUUUUUUUCUGAGCUAUUUGAGUUGUGCAAAUAUUCAUUGUUAUUUUUGUAAUGCAUUGUCCAGUGUAGAAAUGUGCUCAUGGUACUUUACUGGUGUUAUAUUAUAAAUAUGCAUAUUUAAAUGUGGACAUUAUUUUCUUAUAAAAGUUGUACAACUAUCAGUAAUCUAUACACAGCUGUAUGUUUUUAUACACAUAUAUUUUGCAAAACAGUUUAUGGCAGAUCAUAGCUGAAUAUGCACAAAGAUGUCAAAAGAAAUUGUUUUUGAACUGCUGAGUAGUUAGGAUCUGCAAGUAAUUUAACAUAUACUUUGGUCUUGUUGAAAUAAUGCUCUUGGUUUCAUUCAUGCUUGUGAGGGGCAGAUCCAGAUGGUUUUGCACUUUACUGUAGAGGAUCUCAUUAUUAUUCUUACUGUAGUGUGUUUACUGUCCACAUCUAAGCCACGGCAGAGGCAUUGGUGUGUUUAUUGACUCAAUGGGUUUGGCUUAAUCUGUGAAAUAAUGUUGGGUGUUAACAGAAAUGGCUAUAAGUAGACAGUUUGUGACUGUGUGUUUUGCAUAAGCACACAGACUGGGACUUUUGAAGAUUAAAAUAUAAUGAUUA
This is a messenger RNA of Conger conger (European conger), 5928 nucleotides long. Its product is annotated as dermatan-sulfate epimerase-like protein. The record is from RefSeq and is a predicted model, not a curated record. The coding region runs from base 1363 to 5007 and encodes 1214 amino acids. The transcript has a single exon. Gene Ontology annotation, molecular function: chondroitin-glucuronate 5-epimerase activity. NCBI's taxonomy places the organism in Eukaryota, Metazoa, Chordata, Actinopteri, Anguilliformes, Congridae.